Messenger RNA from Aspergillus lentulus, 1329 nucleotides. RefSeq lists its product as uncharacterized. The record is from RefSeq and is a predicted model, not a curated record. NCBI's taxonomy places the organism in Eukaryota, Fungi, Ascomycota, Eurotiomycetes, Eurotiales, Aspergillaceae.
AUGCGACAAAAUCUUUCCAUGCCAUGUCUUUUGAAUACAGAACCCAGUCGUUCAAGGCUCGUCGAUCGCUCAGAAGGAUUUUAUACUGGUCAGAAUUUCGGGCAUGGGGAAGUCGGGUCUCGCUCGAUUCAGAAGAGACCUCGUGCUCUUGCGUACCAGAUAUGGUCGGCUCGCAUGGAACUUCAAACGUCAAAAUGCAUUCUUUACAACCAGAGCCCGCUUCUCGGUCCUCCAGGGAGCCCCGAAUCUGGACUCCUUGGCAGUUUCUCGUCCGAACACGCUGCAUUGCUGGACUUGCUCCCAAGGACCUUUGGAAGAAGUAUCGUCAAUCCCUCCUCCUCCGCAACCAGUCACGCCGUAUCCAUGAAACGACACGUUGAUCAUGACAGAGGCGACAUGUUGGAUAAAAGCGCACAAGAUUCUGAAGCUGAACACCGACGUUUUAAGCGACAACUUCGCAUCGAUAAUAGUCCACGUCGAAGUGCAGAAGUCAGAGAUUCGGGGCUCGAGGCUACGUCUCCUGGCGCCGUUCAGAGCUCUCAGCGCUCAGAUCGUGUAGAGAGUCCACGGAGCUUGGACGAAACUAACAAGAGCAAGAAGCUGCGGAAGAAACAUCAACCAAAAGCUAGGCACCUGGCACAUGGAAAGGUACCUUUACGAAGUCUAAGCACCUGGGAGGCGAGGCUAGCGCACGACCUGAAUCGAAAAUUGGAAUGGCUCUUCGAACAGCUUAGUCCUGGGCGUAGGCCUUUUCACUUUGCCUUGCUUGCCAAUCACUGGCUAAAUAGAGAGACUUGGGUUGUGCUCGAUCCUAUUUCACGGGUCCCCAUUCAAGCAAGACGUCUUUGGGGAGAUCCACGAUUCAAUUCCCCGUAUCCAAUACCUUGCUGGGGGCCGAGACCCAAAUAUCCCGAGAGCCCUUGCAAAACAGCCAACAGACCUCAUUUGAAUUCCUGGAGGGUUGCUGUCAAUCGCAAUCGACGGGCAUCAGGACUUCGAGACGUCGUCAAGGGCGUCGCGUUACUGGAAGACUCCGCAGAUGAACCACCGGAUGGGAAAGUCGAUCCCGCAAGCUGGAUUCUUCGAAAGCCCCCGCAAGGUUUUGCAAUGUCAACCAUGCAACAAGACGCAUACUACGAAGGAGGAGCAGGUUGGCAAGAAACUCUCGGUGACUGGCAAAGGGUGCGCCGUGGUUAUCGAGUCCGUAAAGCGAUCUAUGAAGGAAGGGCCAAUCGAACUAGGAUGAAGGAGACAGCGGUUGGGCUUACCCGGUACUUCCAGGCCAUAGCAAAUGAAGCUUUGAACACUCCCAAAACGGACACCGCGUAA